Molecule: messenger RNA, 1752 nt
Organism: Lacerta agilis (Sand lizard)
Lineage: Eukaryota; Metazoa; Chordata; Lepidosauria; Squamata; Lacertidae
Gene: HHATL
Product: hedgehog acyltransferase like
Exons: 11
Coding region: 46-1557 (503 amino acids)
Biological process (GO): negative regulation of N-terminal protein palmitoylation
Cellular component (GO): endoplasmic reticulum
Molecular function (GO): acyltransferase activity
Source: RefSeq, a predicted model, not a curated record
UGAUCCCCUUGGAGUUGGCUCCUGUGGAAGCAGCGAUCCCCCAACAUGGGCAUUAAAGCACAGCUGCCCACUUACGAGCUGGGGCUCUACGCUCUGGUCGUGGCUGGUGCCAUCGUUUACAGCGGGCAGGAGAUCUUCGAAAGCUCCAGAGAAAGCAUGAACCGAAAAGCUUUCCGAGAGAACAUUAAACCAGGAUGGCAUUACUUUGGCAGGAAAAUGGAUGCAGCUGACUUUGAAUGGGCCAUGUGGUUUUCUUCCUUCAGAAACUUCAUCAUCUUUGCCCUAUCCGGGCAUAUCCUCUUCGCCAAGAUCUGUUCCAUGACGACUCCUCAACACAGGUCUGUGGUCUACAUGGCGUACGGGCUACUGGCCGUGCUGGGAACAAUGGGCAGCACUUACCUGAUGAUUGUCCUGUCCCACUGCUUCGUCAUCUACACCGUCUCGCUGGUUAAACAGAAGUGGCUGUGCUUCAUGGCGGGUCUUUGCAGUCUGGCUUCCUUCAAGGUGGAGCCGCUCAGCACCUGGCAGAAUGGGUUUGUAACAGGAACUUUUGAUCUUCAAGAUGUUCUCUUUUACGGAGGAACCUGCUUCAGCAUCAUGCGCUGCAUGAGUUUUGCCCUGGAGAACUGCGAGAGGAAGGAAGGCAACUAUUCCAUCUUCGCCCUCCUGAAAUACAAUUUCUACCUCCCCUUCUUUUUCUUCGGACCUGUCAUGACCUUUGACCGGUUCUAUGACCAGGUGCACAUCAGUGAGAUGCGGCGCAAAGACUAUGAGAUGUGGCACAUCUGUGUCCAUGCUUUCGUCCAUCUUGUGGCCAUCAUGGCAGUGGAUGCCUUUUUCCACUUCUUCUAUAUUCUGACCCUUCCUUCGGACAUGAAGUUUGUCAACCACCUCUCAGAUUGGGCGUUGGCUGGCCUGGCUUACUCCAACCUGGUCUACGACUGGGUAAAAGCCGCGGUGAUGUUUGGGGUCAUCAACACCAUCGCCAGACUGGAUCACCUGGACCCCCCUCAGCCGCCCAAAUGCAUCACCAUGCUCUACGUCUUUGCAGAAACGCACUUCGACAGAGGGAUUAACGACUGGCUAUGCAAGUACGUCUACGAUUAUAUCGGGGGCAAUCACGACAACAUCUUGAAGGAGCUGGUGGCCACCAUCGCCACCUUUCUAGUGACCACCCUCUGGCUUGGUCCUUGCGAAAUAGUUUACAUCUGGUCCAUUUGCAACUGCUUCGGCCUCAAUUUCGAGCUGUGGGUGCAGCAGUUCUUUCAGCUGAAGCCGUUUGCCGCUAUAGAGGCCGGAAUGUCGGAGGCAAUGUCUCGGCGGAUCAGGGGCUUCUUUGGUGCAGCGAACUUCUGGGCUAUCGUUCUAUACAACAUCCUUGCCCUCAAUAGCCUCGAAUUCGCCAUUCUUGUUGCCACGAGAAUUCUCCAAACAGGUUUCCCCCUCAGCACAUUAUCCAUCUGGUUCAUCACUUACUGCGGUGUGCAGCUGAUCAAGGAGAGAGAACGUUUCCUGGCUCUCCAGGAGGAGAAAGGAGACAAGGACAAGACAGAGUAAAGGAGGAGGAGAGAGGCCAGCCCUCAAAAUGGCCGCCGCGGCUUUUUGACACGCUAGGCCGAAGUGCCUGACCCCUCAGCCCUGAGCGCCUGUAUGCUGCCACGAAUAUCUCCUGUAGCCACGUACAAGCUCACCUGUGUAAUAAACUCCUUUCCCCCAUUUAAAUUAAAAAAGAUAUUUUCUAUAAGACUCAAA